Messenger RNA from Trichoplusia ni (cabbage looper), 1206 nucleotides. RefSeq lists its product as uncharacterized. The transcript has 4 exons. Lineage: Eukaryota; Metazoa; Arthropoda; Insecta; Lepidoptera; Noctuidae. The record is from RefSeq and is a predicted model, not a curated record. The coding region runs from base 16 to 1206 and encodes 396 amino acids.
AAGGCAGUCACGGACAUGAGAAAUAAAAAUAUUGAAGGUCUCUCUGGAGACAUGUUAAGUGACGACUUCAUCCGAAUUUUUCAACCUAUUUUCUUUAUUCUACGGGUAAUGGGACUUCUUCGAGUAAGCAUUAUGUAUAGGUAUCCAACACCACCAACCAUUCUCUAUCAGCUCUACAGCAUCGCUUUCUGGUUAUUCAACGUGGCGUGCGUAGCAUACUACUUACUGAACUGCGAAAAUGUAUUUGAAUCUCAAUACGCGAAAUCUACGUUAAAAAUUGGAGUCAUAAUGAACGCGAUAAAUGGCACGCUUCUUACAUUCCGAAAUAAUUCCUACAAAAGCUAUAAAAUGGGCCAGAUGUUCGUGAAACUGCAGAAAAUAGAACGGUGCCUGAAAAUGAAGAAUAGCACCAGUUCAAAUAAACAGUUUUCGAAUCAAACAUCUUUAUUAGUAUGGAUUUCAGGUGUUUUAUCGAUUUUUUGGCUUUUGAUACUGAAUGGGUUGUUUAUGCAGAGAACGUGUGCAGCCUUGUUAUUAACUCUGUUUAUGGGUGUUGCCAUACACAUUGAAGUAGCGCAAGGUACUUUCAUCAUCCGUUUAAUUACAAUAAGAGUUAAUUACAUAAAUAAUUUGCUACAUGAAAAGUCAAUAGCAACGAAGAAAUCUUUACAAAAUUCCUUAAGUGAAAGAAAAUUGUUUUACUUGAACUCAGCUGGAAUGACAGAAAAUGGAACUUUGGGUGAAUUGGUACCGGCCAUGCAUUGUAUUUUGGAUACUUUAGCAGAUUUUACUGAGCUUUUUCAGUUUUCGAUAUUUUGUUUCGUCUGCCAAAGCUUGGCCUGGAACUUGGUAGCUAUUUAUAACCUACUAUCUUCUAUAAGAGAACAGGUAAAAGCUGACUUUGAUUUGCUGCUGUAUGUUACGCCUUUUCUGAUGUUUACACACAUUGUAGUGCUGUCGUCAUGUCUUUAUACGCAACGCUUAUCAACAAGAUUGGAAAAAUCGAGAAAACUCUACAUUGACAUAAUCUCUACGUCUUACGAAGGCAAAUCCCGCGACUACGCUAAGCAAUUGAUAUUACUGGUUGAAGGAAGACGCAGCGUGUCCAUUUACAACAUUUAUACUUUAGGCACGCGGCUACCAGUACAUCUGCUAUCAAUCACGGCCAGUUACACAGUGGUGCUUCUACAAUUCGCUUUACUGUAA